This is a messenger RNA of Centrocercus urophasianus (Greater sage-grouse), 893 nucleotides long. RefSeq names its product phosphatidylinositol glycan anchor biosynthesis class L (gene PIGL). The transcript has 7 exons. Bases 57 to 863 code for a protein of 268 amino acids. Gene Ontology annotation, molecular function: N-acetylglucosaminylphosphatidylinositol deacetylase activity. Gene Ontology annotation, biological process: GPI anchor biosynthetic process. The record is from RefSeq and is a predicted model, not a curated record. Gene Ontology annotation, cellular component: endoplasmic reticulum. NCBI's taxonomy places the organism in Eukaryota, Metazoa, Chordata, Aves, Galliformes, Phasianidae.
ACGUUCGCGUUUUCCGUCCCCGUUUCCCGGCGGAGCGGUGCGCGGCGGCUGUCGCUAUGGCAGCGGGGCCGUGGGGCUGGGGGCUGGCGGUGCUGCUGCUGUUAUUGUUGGCGGUACUGCGCUGCGCCGCGUGCCGCCUGCGGAGUCGUUCCGCCGCGAACAGCGCGGCGGUGUCGCGGGAUGAUGACGUCAGCGCUCUGUUGGUGACGGCGCACCCCGAUGACGAAGUGAUGUUCUUCGCCCCCACGCUGCUCUGCCUGGGCAGGGCCGGCGCCCGCCUCGCGGUGCUGUGCUGCUCCGCAGGAAACUAUUACAAUCAAGGAGAGAUUCGUAAGAAAGAACUGGAACAAAGUUGUUGUCUGCUGGGGGUUCCUGCAUCCAAUGUAACAGUCAUUGAUCACAGGGAUCUUCCAGACAAUCCUUCUGUUGAAUGGGACACACGGCUCCUUGCCUCCUUCGUGCUGAAGCAUAUAGAAGCCAACAACAUCAACCUGGUGGUAACUUUUGAUGCGGGAGGAGUGAGUGGUCAUGCUAACCACAUUGCUCUCUACACUGCUUUAAGGUACCUGCUUUCAGAGAGGAGGUUACCUGAAGGGUGCCGUGUGCUUGUCCUUGAGUCAGUAAAUCUCCUGAGGAAGUACAUCUCCAUCCUGGAUGUGCCCCUUUCCUGCCUCCUGCCCAGAGAUGUGCUCUUCAUACUCACAGAAGAAGAGAGUCAGCAAGCCAGGAGAGCCAUGCAGUGUCAUCACAGCCAGCUCCUCUGGUUUCGCCGCAUCUAUAUGCUUUUCUCACGCUAUGUAGUGAUCAAUUCACUCCACCUUCUGGAAAAGACAACGCUUACAACUCAGGGAGUAAAAGAAUGAGCAAAAAAAAAAAGUCUGUGCCAGGACAAC